Messenger RNA from Notothenia coriiceps (black rockcod), 2609 nucleotides. It is a transcript of the gene hmces, whose product is annotated as 5-hydroxymethylcytosine binding, ES cell specific. The transcript is spliced from 7 exons. Gene Ontology annotation, biological process: protein-DNA covalent cross-linking repair. Bases 202 to 1296 code for a protein of 364 amino acids. Lineage: Eukaryota; Metazoa; Chordata; Actinopteri; Perciformes; Nototheniidae. Gene Ontology annotation, molecular function: single-stranded DNA binding. The record is from RefSeq and is a predicted model, not a curated record.
CGUCACGGUGUCACGUGUGCUUCAGCCUCUGCCCAGGCAAUUCCCCGCUCUACUUUCAGAUGUGUACACAUAGCCUACUUACACACAUGCACGAACACACGCUGAAAACACAACACAUAGCUAAUAACGGCAACUUCACGAUACAUACAUAUCAAACACACUCAAAAACAGGUGCAUGCACAGUUGUUUUCUCGCAGUAAAAUGUGUGGAAGGACUGCGUGCACCCUUGCUCCUGACGAGGUGAGCCGAGCCUGCAGCUACAAAUCCCGGGGAGGACAGAGGAGAGAGCCCCGCUGGAGGGAGGGAGACGCGGAUAAAUACCGACCGUCUUACAACAAGAGCCCGCAGUCCAUGAGCCCCGUCCUGCUGUCCCACAGGCACUUUGAUAAGACUGCUCCUGUGGAUGAGUGUGUGUUGGCUUCCAUGCGUUGGGGUCUGGUUCCCGCCUGGUUCAAGGAGAAUGACCCGAGAAAAAUGCAAUACAGUACCAACAACUGUCGCAGUGAGAAUAUACUGGAAAAGAAAACAUACAAGGACCCUCUGAUAAAAGGGCAGCGCUGCGUCAUCCUGGCUGAUGGCUUCUAUGAGUGGAGGAGGCAGGAAAAAGACAAGCAGCCUUUCUUCAUAUACUUCCCUCAGACUAAGGGAACCAGUGAAGAAAAAACCGAGGAUGAGGACGACCCCAUGACCUCAACCCGCAAUAAGGAGAACUCGGAGACAGCGUGCCCUCCAGAGUUGGCCUCCCCCGACUCGACUCAGGGAGGAGAACCAGGUGAGUGGACUGGAUGGAAGCUGCUGACCAUGGCUGGACUGUUUGACUGCUGGACGCCUCCCGGUGGUGGAGAACCCCUCUACACGUACAGCGUAAUCACUGUGAACGCCUCCAAAAGCCUGGAAAGCAUCCAUGACAGGAUGCCAGCUGUCCUGGACGGUGAGGAAGAAGUGAGAAGAUGGCUGGAUUUUGGGGAUGUGAAGUCUCUGGAUGCCUUGAAGCUGCUCCAGUCUAAAAACAGUUUGACUUUUCAUCCCGUCUCUUCGUUAGUGAAUAACUCUCGCAACAACUCCCCAGAGUGCCUUCAGCCAGUGGAUCUCAACAGCAAAAAGGAGCCCAAACCUACAGCCAGCAGUAAGAUGAUGAUGAGCUGGCUGAAGAGCAGUGCACCUUCAAAGAGGAAGGACCCCGACACGGUCGAGAGUCCAGAAGAGAAAGAAAUCAAAGCAGAGGCUCAGAGCAAAUCUGCAGGAGGCCUCCAGCAGUGGCUUCAGGGGGCCAAUAAGAAACCAAGAACCAAAUAAAGAUGUGAACUUGUACAUUUAAGCCAUAUGUAUUCCUCUUCUCUAUAGUAUGCCUUUGCUUAUAAACCAAUAGUAUUUUAAGAUAACGCUUCACAUGUUUGUACCAUUUCAUUUCAGUAUGUUAAUAAAUGUCAGAAAUAACCAGCAUGUUUUAUUCAAGAUUUUUUAUUACUUGAAACGCGAAGACAUUUCGCAACAAUGUAGAUUCUAUGCAUUUAUCAUAUUAAUAAUAUAAUAAUGAUGAAUGCCAAUACUCCCUCCACCCCACAUUUGUUUUCUUCUUUCAAAGUUACAGUAUGUAUGCUAUCUUGUAAUCUAUAAUGCAUUUCAAAGUUUUAACAUAAUAUGAACAGACAGUUAAAGGUCUGAUCGGUUAAAAGAAAUGUCAAGCACUUAAAUCGUUGGCCAACGAGCGACUGGCAGAGUCGGAUAUGGAGAAUUACAACACCACGCUUUGCCUCCCCCACACAAUGAUUGAGAGGUUUGCAAAUAUACAAAGUCUUGCAAUAGUUUACAGUAAAAAGAAACUAACUAAUAGCAUCAGUUAUGAAUGGUGAUGAGAAAGACCUCUGCUCAGGUAGAAUGACAUACUGUCUUCAUUUGGUUAAUUCCCACGUCAAAUGUACCAAAAACAAGCGGGUAUGAGAUGCACCUUCACUUCCUCCAGUGGACAAACAGCGUGUUAGGAGCCCAGUCACACAAAUGUCCUCAACCUGAGCUACAAAUGCGUUUAGUGUGGCUCCAAAAAUGAGAUGUCAUCAGUAAUUGUGGAUUACAGCAAAGUGCAAAAAGAAAAAUCUGAAUUCUGUACACACUGACGGACCAAUCACGGAGCUGGAUUUCUAAUUCUGUCCCAAUUAACCAGCAGACAGCAUAUGAGUGUGACCCACCUUCACACAUUCUGAUCCUUCACUACCAACUGAUUUCUUUAUAGAUUGCAUGAGGUAAAGUGAAAACACGGUAACAAGUGUUUUCUUUUUUAAAGUUAAACAAAAUUAAGCCACAACACAAAUUAGUAAAAUGGGGGAGCAGUGUUUUUCUUCCAUUCAUGCAGCAGUGGCGGGCCGUGAAAGUAGAAAACAACCACCACUUGUUUAAGAAACUGAUGAAAAAAAGCCCAACAACUAAACAUUAGUUUUUUCUAAUUUUACUCAUCAACACAAAUAUGUAGAUAUAAUGCUUCGAUUGACCAAAUAAAAGCAGUUAGAACCAAAACUGGGCGUGAAAGCAGCGAUAUGCAUGGAACCGAAAAUGAGGUUACCCCGAACCACCACCACCAUCAUCAUGGAAAAGUACAUGGGGGAAAACUGGGA